UCGCAUUUAAAACACGUGUUACUGCUCUUCGGCUGUGUGCGGUUUGGCCACUCCGGAGGAAGAGACACCGAUGGGGGAUUCAUCGGGGGAGACACCAACACACGAGACAAAAAGAAGACGUUCUUUGUGGGAGAGACAUAAGGGCAGAAAGCUUCUCGGGGCUUCUUCCUUUUGCACGGACAAACCAGAGCGGAUCUGGAGACUUGGCAAAAAGGAAAUUCAAAGUACAGCAUUAAAUUUCUUUUCAAGGGGUGGGAAUAUAAAGAUUUGAUCCAGAUUCUUCAGCUGAAGAUCUCAGAGGCCUUCAAUCCGUUUUGACAUAACAGCAGCUUCUGACUAGUCGCCGCGUUAUUUAACUCAACACCUCUGGUCCUGCGUCAAAGCUUCUGGAGUAAGAGGUGCAUGUUUUAAAGACCUCUUUAACCUGCACCAUUUGGCUCGUGGCCGUCUGGGUUGCUGUGACCGAUAACGUCUGGCUUAGAAACACACACUCGCACGCACACUCUUUACUGUGCAGCUGGAAGAUCAAGGGUUUGUGUUGCACAUACCUGCACCGAGAGAACUCUGAGUGAGUGUGUGUGCGUGUGUGUGUGUGUGUGUGUGGUCUGAGCUGGGCUGGGAAACGGAGUCGGAGAGGCAGCUGGGAGGCUCGUUCAUUCUGCUGAGGGCUUCUCAGAGACGGCGUUCAGAGCCGGGUGAUAGCGAUGAAGAUGAAGCGGACUCUGGGCAGAAUCUCCUGCUUGGUGACUCUGGUGGUGGAGCUGAGCUGGAUCAACGUGAGCCACGCCAUGCACAGGGGGGGAGGAAGCAGGGUGAUGAAGCAGUGGGAGAGGAAGGUGCGAUCAGCCUCCAGCCUGGACGAGCUGCUCAGGCUUGCGGACUUUCCCGACUGGAAGCUGUGGAGGUGUCGCCUGAGACUGCAGCAGCCUGAGACGCUGUCUUCUCCGCCCUCAGUGGGCUCGCACCGCUCCACGCGCUACGCCGCCGAGUCUUACAGCCUGGAGAUACUUAAAGCCAUAGAUGAAGAGUGGCAGCGGACCCAGUGCAUGCCGAGGGAAACGUGCGUGGACGUGGCCAAGGAGCUGGGCACCGACCCCUCGAUGUUCUUCAAGCCGCCCUGUGUGUCCGUCCACAGAUGUGGAGGAUGCUGCAAUCAAGAAGGGGUCACCUGCAGAAACACAACUACUGUGUAUGUGAAUAAAACCGUCCUCAGCGUGAUUCCACUUAAGUUUGUACCAGAGCCCGUGCUAUUAAGAGUAGCUAACCACACCGAGUGCAGGUGCAUGGAGCCCGCCAUAAUACGACGCAAUGCUCAGCCUCACAGGGGCAGUGGCUGCUCGCCGAUGGGUCAGCUGACGGAGACGGAGGACUCCCGGAGACUUUGUGCCAGUGGUUUGAUUUGGGAUUGUUCAGCAGACAGAUGCAUUCCUUACCCUUCCAGUUCACCAGAGUUCCCGCUGAGCACAUGGAUGCCCGACUGUGAGAUAGACACCGAGCACUGUGACUGUCUCCCUCCACCUGCACCGACCCUGCAGCCAAGACCGAUCCAACGCUGUCAACUCAACUCCUCCAUCUGUGCCCACAGGCAACAACUCUUCCAUCAAGCCUCCUGCAGAUGCAAAUCGGCCGAUUAGAAGUCCACUGGGGGAAUACAUUACGACAACCUGCUCGCCAAGGAUGUUGGGAAGCAGAGAGAAAAGGCUUUUAAUUUAUUUACAGUCCUAUUUAUGGCAACCUCUUUAACUAAUUUUGAUGAUAUUAACUCACAAGACCAUGUUAAUUGAUUUUUUUUUAACAUGCUUACCUUACGUUUUAAUCCACAUGUAAAGUUAAUGAUUUGUACAUUUGUUCUUUGUGUACUGAAUAUGUAGUUUACAUUAAACAAUUAUUUCUA
Gasterosteus aculeatus aculeatus (three-spined stickleback) is the source of this 1894-nucleotide messenger RNA. It is a transcript of the gene vegfd, whose product is annotated as vascular endothelial growth factor D. Gene Ontology annotation, biological process: induction of positive chemotaxis; positive regulation of angiogenesis; positive regulation of endothelial cell proliferation. NCBI's taxonomy places the organism in Eukaryota, Metazoa, Chordata, Actinopteri, Perciformes, Gasterosteidae. Gene Ontology annotation, molecular function: vascular endothelial growth factor receptor binding; chemoattractant activity; growth factor activity. The record is from RefSeq and is a predicted model, not a curated record. Gene Ontology annotation, cellular component: membrane.